AUGCGUAGACCGGAGUCGGCGGGGGACCUACACAAGGGUGAACGAUUUGUUUAUAUGGAUUACUUCUCACUCAGUACCGUACGACAUCACACACCAGGGGAGGUGGUCUGGUCGUACAACAUCGGCUGCCAGUGGUCCCUGAAGCUUCGGGAACGCGCAAAGAAGUAUCCAAAGAAGCUUUCGAAGGGUUUCCAUAAAUUGCUGAGUAUGAUCUUCCUCGUUCCAAAAUACCACCUUGCCGCCCAUGUCGCAAAAUGCCAGGCGGAGUUCUCGUUCAACUUCACGAAGGGCUGCGGGAGGACAGACGCGGAGUCGGUGGAGCGGGGAUGGCGAGGAAGCAACGAGCUUGCAGCAAGUACAAGUCAGAUGGGUCCUGGGGCGCGUCGCGACAAAAUCGAUGACCACUGGGGCGACGAUAAUUGGCUGAAGAUAGUGGCAAUGGCGGUAUACCUUCUAAAGCGGGCUGAGGAGGCCAUCAAGAAACGCCAGGAGCAGCUUGAUGCGUUCCUUGAGUUCUCUAAAGCGUUGCCUGAGGAGUCCGUGGCCGAGUGGACCCAGGAGGUCCUGGAUUGGGAGGAGGACCCCGAGUGCGACAACCCAUUCCUCACGAAAACCGAAAUUCUCACUGCCGACAAGGUGCGGGAAGCACUCGCAGAGGAAGACAAAGCGGCUGUGGCCAGCGGCGAGGUCGUCAUGGUUCACAAGAACGUCGGGCCAAGCGUGUUCAUUCGCAUGGGCCUGGAAUUGGAGUCUGCGCAAGCGAGGCUGGGAUUGGACACAAAGGAGUUGGGAGCUCAUUCGACGAGUCGUCAACGUGCUCUCAUCACUGAGCGUUCCACGGCGCUGCGGAGAAAGAUCGGGGCCUGGAGGAAGUUCCAGGCCUACUUCAUGCCUGCUGUCGCGGCAUACCAGAAGGAGAAGGAGAUUGAGGCAUCGGACGGCCCGGACGACACCUGUACUCUCCCCCUGUUCCUACCCUCCGCGGUUCCCGCUUCUGUUCCCUACGACAAACGUUUGGCCAGGUACGAGCAGCGGUACCGCACCGCCCAAGGAGAAACGGUGCUUCAGCAGAUUCGGACCCUCCUCAUUCUUCGAUCACAUAUGUGGCAACUGAAAAAAAAAUAUACCCAGGGGUACCGGCAAACAUCUCGCGCCAAUUCAAUGAUCGGGACCAUCGCCACUCGAAUCGAUAACCACAUCGCGCGCUACAAGCUCGUUCGCGCGUGUUUGUCCAACCUGAGCUCCGUAACGGGGGAGCGGGAUUGGGAAGGCACACUGCGCGUUUUGUCUGACGGCGACGUUCGAGGGUUAACGUUGGACGAUGACGAGGGGGGUGAGGGGAGCAAGAAGUUGACCUGGAUUUGGAGAGUCGGCUCUGUGGAGAGUGGGAGUCAGGCCGGGUCAUCAGAUCUCCGCUUGGAGUGGUGUAAAACCCGGGCUCGCGCACACCGGUGGCAGGAGGAAUGUCUGCUGUUGGCCGAGGAGAUUAGAAGAGUCGAGGCGACGUUUCGAUGGGAGGGGAAACGCUGGAGAGAGCGCGCAGUGUUCCAUCAGUCCCCCGCGUCACUGGUGGCCCCUCCUCGAACGGAGUUCAAUUCCCAUCCUGACUAA
Messenger RNA from Coprinopsis cinerea okayama7#130, 1611 nucleotides. RefSeq lists its product as hypothetical. The record is from RefSeq and is a predicted model, not a curated record. Lineage: Eukaryota; Fungi; Basidiomycota; Agaricomycetes; Agaricales; Psathyrellaceae. The coding region runs from base 1 to 1611 and encodes 536 amino acids. The transcript has 6 exons.